AUAGAAAAGAGAGCCUAGUCAGAGCAAGAUUAAAUUAUUCGAAAAUCAAGAUGCCUACUCAUAUUGGAAGUGACAUUGUCAUUACGGGUAUUUCAGGCCGUCUGCCUGAAUCCUCAAACAUUGAGGAGUUUAAGGAAAAUUUAAUGAAAGGAACGGAUAUGGUCACCGAGGAUGAGCGACGUUGGACACCGGGCAUCUACGGAAUACCUUCCAGAUUUGGCAAAAUCAAGAAUCUCAGUAGUUUCGAUGCCUCUUUCUUCAAGAUACAUCCUACACAAGUGCAUGCAAUGGAUCCGCAGCUUCGCAUUAUGCUAGAAGUGACAUACGAGGCAUUAAUUGACGCUGGCGUCAAUCCUUUUACCCUGAAAAAAUCGCGUACUGGUGUGUUCAUUGGUGUUUCCUCUUCGGAUGCGAACAAUUUUUGGAAGAGAAAGCCAAACG
Messenger RNA from Formica exsecta, 441 nucleotides. RefSeq names its product fatty acid synthase-like. Gene Ontology annotation, biological process: fatty acid biosynthetic process. The annotation marks the transcript as partial. The record is from RefSeq and is a predicted model, not a curated record. Gene Ontology annotation, molecular function: fatty acid synthase activity. The transcript is spliced from 2 exons. NCBI's taxonomy places the organism in Eukaryota, Metazoa, Arthropoda, Insecta, Hymenoptera, Formicidae.